Chilo suppressalis (striped riceborer) is the source of this 4177-nucleotide messenger RNA. Lineage: Eukaryota; Metazoa; Arthropoda; Insecta; Lepidoptera; Crambidae. The record is from the annotation of a GenBank genome assembly.
GCACAUAGCGACAUCCCUUUCUAACUGCACUCAGGUGAAGAUCAACUCUUAGUUGUCAUUCUGUAAUACGGGCCUAAAAGUUAUAGCAUGUGCAAGCACUUAUAGUAGCUAUAACAUUGUAUGGAUUUUCUGGGUGCAACAUUGUAAAUUCAAACAUAGGCUAAGUCCUGUUUAUAAUGCAAUAUAUUACUCCAUCUUUAAUCAUCUUUCUUUAUAGUCAAAAGUGGGUCUUAAGAGUUAAAUUAUAGUUAAACGAAUUAACCAAGAAAUAAAAAUCGAUAACCAAAGAUAUUUGACUAGCUAUGUUCGUUUGCUACACGAUUUAAAGAAAACAACAAAAAAACAAUUCAUUUCUACAAACACUUAAUGAUUCAGAGAGAUGCCAUAAAAAAAGAAAAAGAAGAAGAAGAUUCAGAGAGACUUUUUGGCGGGAUCGGGAAGCGUCACUUUAGCAGUUUUGUUUUUCUUGUUAAAAAUUGUGUUGUGGCGGAUGUUAGUGUAUAAUAAUGGUGGAUUAUUAACUACCAAGUGUUCGGGAACAUGCACAAAUGUUGGCAAGUGAAACAAAAUAGCGGAAAGUAUCUUUCGACGUUCCCUCAAGAAGUCCACGGGGAGGUUCUAGUAAAUCCCCGCACUUUUACUGAAACAUAGGGAAAGGGGGAUUGAUUUGACUGCUACUUACUUUGACUUGAUUUAUUACUUUGACCACGAGUGCUAUAGUAUUUGUAAACAUUUUAACACUUGACAUUGGCUAAAUGCACAAGCCGUGCGAAGCCAUUAAAAAAAUGAUUCAGAAAUAAUAGUAUAUUAAUUCUCUACAAACAAAAAAUGUUCCCACGACACCAUCAGUCCGGCUCAAUGGUAACUGAAACAAGAAGAUAUUUACUGAUAAUAUUUAAAUAAAAAAUACUAAAGUUAAUAAAUAUAUAGAAAACAUGCGCAUACAUUCAUGUUUCUCAUUCCAAUUCGAUUGAACAUACGCGAUGGUAUAAAUAAAUAUCUAACAAAUACUCUUUUGCUAGCACAACAUAAGGAAAAUUUCUGGUGUUGUGACUUUUUAUCUCCGCAACUGAUUCAAUAUUUUUUGUACCACCACCUUUAGAUCAGUCACGGUAUACGAUUUUGGCACUCAUCAUACUACACGUAAGAAAUAAGGUUUAUAAUUUAGGGUGUCUAUGGAUGGACCUGCGAUCCUUUCUUCUUAUUUUAAAUGGCCUUUUAUUAGAAUUUCGUCGGUACUUACGCUAUCUAGUUGUUUGAUUUACUGUCGGGAUUAAAAUAUUAACUAAUAAUAAAUAAAAUAUUUCAAUUUUAAUGUCAUUGUUAUAUUACAAAUAAAAAAAAACUACAAUACAUCGUUUAACGUUAAAUUGAAACAACCGCCUUCUUAACAGAUAUAAUAGUACGUAAGUUUUUUUGUUGCAUAUUUUAUAUGAAACAUCAUAGACGCGUAUCCCAAAAAGAUGGAACUCGCGCUUGCAGUGGUCUCAACUGGUCCGAGAUAUCAUCUCUGUGAGCGGUGUCUAUGUGUAUCUAUGGAUUCACCUGCGAUCUUAUCUUCAUAUUUUAAAUGGUCUUUAUUAGAAUUUCGUUGCUUUGCCAUAGCGCAUUUUAAAGUAAAAAUCUUAAAAAAAUAAAAGCCGUUACUACCUUGUUGUUGUCAAACCAAUAUCUGAUGAUUUGUUAAGUGUGGAUAUUUUCAUCAUUAUGACUAGUAGGUAUACAAAUCGAAUUUUCGAAUACAAAAACUGCUAUGUGAAUUCAGCAUUACUUGUUGUAGGGCCCCGUUUCCGCACGUAGACUCCGUACUUGGUCCAUUGUGCGUGCAGGAUAUGUUGGGCUAGCUAGCUUAGACAGUCCAGCUACUUCCAGAAGCGCAGUAGUUUCCUGGGACUCUCACAGACUAGGAGCGUCCUCGGCUCCCCGAGGAUUGAUGCCCGGUGUUCUGCCACGCUCGUGCAUUCCAGGAUCACAUGAGCGGCCGUUUCACCAUUAACGGUGAACAGACGUUGCUUAAAAAAAAAUUAUGUGCAUCAUUUUGAAUACUGUCAAAUAUUAAUAGCUGUGUUUUAUUAUUAUAUUUUUUGCACAUGGCAGAUAUUGGUUUGGCAACGACCGUUAUUUUAUUUAUGUAUAAAAACGAUCGACUUAAGUUAUGACGGUUUUCUUUAUUAAAAAUAUAGAAGUCAAUUGUGUUGAAUUCAUUGAGUGUUUUUUAAAAGUUCCUAUUUUGUACUGGUUCCAUUUUAUCACAACUUGUUUUUUCGAUAAAAGUUUUUAGCAUCCCUUUUUCUUCGUCUUAUGUUCAAGCGGUCUCUAUCACUCGGACAGGUGGAAACCCAUACCUCCCUAUGCGGUAAUGUUAAAAACACCUUGCACAUCAGCUGGUACCCAGUAUUUGAUGUGAGUCUUGUGGUCCUGAUGAGUCCUUCAAAAGGUUGAAGAGCAAUUGGAAUAAAUAAUAUUGACCUACUUCAAAGUUCACGUUGCAUUUUGGUACAAAUUGCACGUUUUUUGUAAAAAUAUCUUCACAUUCUGUUUUUCACACAAUAAGUGUGGAAUUAGUGCGAAGUGCCCCGAUAACAUUUUAAAAGAUCAUAAAAUAAAGAUUUCGUUUUUUUAUAAUAUAAGCCGUAUAAAGUAAGCGAAAUAACUUUAAAACAUGUGAAAAUUCGUUGGGAACUCUUGUCAAUGGAUUGUAUAAGUACUUCAUCCAUGACUAAUAUUUUAUAUCUACAUGUGAAAUAAUAGCUCUGUCUGUCUGUGACUCAAAUGUGUCUAAGCUGCUGAACUGAUUUUUCUUAAAUUGUAUGGCUAUAGAAAUUUUUAGUAUGAUUGUGAAUGGAACUGGGUAGAAACGCAAUUAUGUUUUAUUACCAAUAUUUAAAUUAAAGGAGAUGAAAUACGACACAGAACUCUGUAUCAAAGAUACUGAUUAUUUCACGCAGCUGAACUCGCAGGCACCGACUAGUUUAUACUAAGCCUACAAAAAGUAAGGAGAGCCAAUUUAAUGCCUAUUUGAGACGAAAAACGUCGUGUCACAUCUAUGAGUAACUCUAAAAAUACACCAUGCGAAUUUCCGAAGCUUUUUGCUAACAUUGUAUAUAAGGCUCAAUGUUCUGGAGGCAGUCAGUCCGUGUUUGGAAUCAGUGCAAGAUGGACCUACUCCCACUUUUCAUUGCUUUGUCCGCCGGUGGAGCAUCCAAUAUGGCUUCCGCUACAAUUGCACCGACCAUUGAACUCCACGAUGGAAACAAGAUACCUGUGAUAGCAUUGGGAACUAAUAAAGUGAAAGGAGAUGUGAUGCGUCAAACUGUUAACGUUGCGGUGGAGGCGGGAUUCAGGCACUUUGACACCUCUUUCCUGUACGAAAACGAGGAGGACCUCGGCAAGGGCAUCCAUGACGUCAUUGAGAAGGGGCUGGUAAAGAGAGAAGAUUUGUUCAUUACUACUAAACUGUGGUACGUCAAGCAUGGUAGUGAUCAGGUGCUGUCUGCGCUAAGAGAGGCUCUGGGAAGACUCGGGCUUGAAUACGUGGAUUUGUGCCUUAUUCACACUUUUGAUUAUGAAAACGAGGAUGGUUCUCCUGCCGAUGUCGACUUCCUAGAUACAUGGAAAGGAAUGGAGGAAGCGAAAAAUCUAAGUCUGACCAAGUCCAUCGGUGUGUUUAACUUCGACACAGAACAAGUGAAGAAAGUUAUGGAGCACAGCCAGAUAAAACCCGCUGUUAACCAAAUUGAGAUCCACCCAGCACACACACGCGAAGCUUUGGUAUCAGAAAUGGAGGAGCUCGGUCUUAAAGUAAUGGCGUUCAGUCCUUUAGGAUUCCUGGUGGACAGGGGUCAGAAGGACGCUCCUGCUCCACACAUUGACGACCCUGAACUGACCAAAAUAGGAGAGAAGUACAGCAAGACCACAGUACAAGUUGUGCUGCGGUAUUUGAUCGAAAGAGGCGUAAUCCCAAUUCCUGAAUCUACUAAGAAAGAGCACCUGGAGCAGAACAUCGAUAUUUUCGACUUCUCUCUCACACCUGAAGAAGUUGCUACCAUCAACAAGUUUAACGUCAACAAACCCGUAUUUAAUCCUGAAGAUGACGAUUAAUAAAUAUUUUAAAAUUUACAGCGGUUGUAUGAAAUUUAACACCCAACCCUUUCUGUAUAAAUAACCUGUAAUUUAA